AUGACGGCCAAGAAUCAAGAAGCUUCCAUCAAGAACAUGGAAAGACAAAUAGGCCAGCUCUCUAAACACUUUGCAACAGAGAGACCAUCAAGUUCCCUGCCAAGUGACACAAUUCCAAAUCCUAAGGAAGAGUGUAAGGCGAUACAGUUAAGGAGUGGGAGAACAUUGGUGAGCAACAAUGACACUACAAGGAAACAAGUGGAGAGCAGCAAAAAGCUAACAAAUGCAGAGGAAGCCAAUGAUCAAGAUAUGGUGCCAAACAAGAACACAGAGAACCCCAAGGGAGAAGAAGACCAGCCAAUCAAUACACAUAAGAAAGAAGAAGAAGCGAUUCAAGGACAACAGAAAAAGGAGAAGAACCUCACCCCUCCACUGCCAUAUCCACAGAGCUGGCUGGAGAAAGAGACUGUACUUCUCACUGAAGAAUGCAGUGCACUCAUCAGAAAAGGACUUCCUCCCAAGUUGGAAGAUCCAGGGAGUUUCUUCCUACCUUGUUCCAUUGGAAGUCUAUUUAUCGACAAGGGGAUGUGUGAUUUAGGAGCAAGCAUAAAUCUGAUUCCAUCCUCUUUGGUGAAAAAGCUUGGCAUAGAGAAGGUGAAACCAAUACAGAUGUCAUUAGAAUUGGUGGAUCAGUCAAUAGUACAUCCCAAAGGGGUAAUCGAAAACCUUUUAGUUAAGGUUAACAAGUUCAUCUAUCCUGCGGAUUUUGUAAUCUUGGAAACAGAAGAAGAAGGAAACAAUUCGAUUAUCUUGGGAAGGCCAUUUCUAGCUACUGCCAGAGCCAUCAUAGAUGUAGAGCAAGGAGAACUAACUCUCAGGAUGCAUGAGGAAAGCAUUACUCUGAAAGUUUUUCCAGAGCAAACAACCAUCAACACAGUAGAACAAAGGGAUGAGCAGCUGGGAACUACGGAUCAUUACACUGUUAACCAAGUACUCUCUCUUGAGCAUGUGGAAAUCGAGCACCAAGGGACAAAGAAGAAGCUCACAGUCAGAGGGGACAAGCUGAGGCACUACAGUUAUCAACCACCAUAA
Messenger RNA from Arachis stenosperma, 1032 nucleotides. RefSeq lists its product as uncharacterized. The coding region runs from base 1 to 1032 and encodes 343 amino acids. The transcript has 3 exons. The record is from RefSeq and is a predicted model, not a curated record. Lineage: Eukaryota; Viridiplantae; Streptophyta; Magnoliopsida; Fabales; Fabaceae.